UUAACACAGUCGGAAAUAAUUCACUGCUGUUGUAGUCGGAUUUUUAUCCACUUUCUUUAUUAUAAAUGUUGGACCCGAUAACAUUACAUGCUUGUAAAUACUGUUCAUGAUUCAGGUUUGUUGUCUGACUUUUUGCUCUAUCGAUGAUGAAAAUAAUUUAAAUUCGAAGCAUUCCAAGGGUCAUAUGUAAUGUUUUCAAGCCACAACGGUCGAGUACUUACUGCUGGUGCAAAGUUGCUUUCUUGUCAGUUUUUAGCCCAAACUAACCUCAAUUUGUUUCUCAAAAUACAGUGGCACUACACUCAAUACACAAUAAAAUAAACAAUUAUAAUUAUAACAUACAUUGGAAAGUGCUGUUGAUCAAUCGGAUUCUUCACUUCAACUGAGAAAAUGGCUGUAUCGAAAAUUCAUGAUGAAAUCCCACUUGCUGAUGAUGAUCCUCAAGUAAUAAUACACGAUGACCCUGAGCCAAACUCCAUGUCCGAAGCCAACUCCUCCAGCAUGAUUCAUGGAAGAAGUAUGGAUUCCAUCCAGUCAACCUUUACAAAUGGAAGUUCCAGCCCGCAACACAAUUCUCUGGACCAGGAUGCUAGUCCUGAUGAGCAAGAAGAGAAGGCUCGUCUCAUUUCGCAAGUUCUAGAGCUUCAAAAUACGUUGGAUGACCUUUCACAGAGAGUUGACAGUGUAAAGGAGGAAAACCUGAAGCUCCGCUCGGAAAAUCAGGUUUUAGGCCAGUAUAUUGAGAACUUAAUGUCAGCUAGUAGUGUAUUUCAGUCUACUUCCCCAAAGAUUAAGAAGAAGUAAUUGGCUCUAGUCACGUCACCAUUUUAAACCAGAUCUGUAAUAGCUUAAUUUUUUUAUUUAUCUGGCGUUACCUUUAUAUAAAACAGGCAAUCACUGUCCUCUUCACCAAAUAAUAUAUGUAGGUUUUAUUAUAUUGAAACACCUCACCCUAACGUAGAACUUUCACUUAAAAUUAGUGAUUCAUGCCUUUAUAUUGUAUGUAUUGAUUUUUUAUUUAUUUACACCAAAUAGGCCUUCGACUUCUUAUUUUGUGUCUGUGAUUUUUCGCUAAACUUACCAUAAUAAUGUGUUGUAGGACCAUUUAUCCGACACUAUUUUAACCUUACUAUUAAGAAAGAUAAUUUAUAAUUUGCUUGCCAUAAAUUAGGAUGUGUUCAAAUAUUAUAUGAAGGUUUUUAUUAUGGAAGCUACUAGGCAGGAAUAUAAAGUAGUUUUCACAA
This is a messenger RNA of Dendroctonus ponderosae (mountain pine beetle), 1244 nucleotides long. RefSeq names its product short coiled-coil protein A. The record is from RefSeq and is a predicted model, not a curated record. The transcript is spliced from 2 exons. Gene Ontology annotation, cellular component: trans-Golgi network. NCBI's taxonomy places the organism in Eukaryota, Metazoa, Arthropoda, Insecta, Coleoptera, Curculionidae. Bases 391 to 804 code for a protein of 137 amino acids.